Molecule: messenger RNA, 3510 nt
Organism: Clupea harengus (Atlantic herring)
Lineage: Eukaryota; Metazoa; Chordata; Actinopteri; Clupeiformes; Clupeidae
Gene: cttn
Product: cortactin
Biological process (GO): cell migration; regulation of actin filament polymerization
Cellular component (GO): lamellipodium; plasma membrane; site of polarized growth
Molecular function (GO): actin filament binding
Source: RefSeq, a predicted model, not a curated record
UGCAACCCCAGCGUCAUUUCCUCUUUUUGAAGUCCAGGUGGAGCUGUUGUACCCAAAGCAGGAAGAGGGAAUGGUAGAGUGGGAGAGCCGGAAGAGUGGAGGCAAGGAAUAUUCCAUUAGGCAAGGACUGUCAACGCUAGCACCGUAGGACCCCCUGUUUUCUUAUUUGUAAGCGAAUUUGGCAAAGAAACGUGCAAGCGGCGAAGAUGUGGAAGGCAGCAGCUGGUCAGUCUGUAAAGGUGGCGGUUGAUGAUGGAGGUGAUGACUGGGAGACUGACCCAGACUUUGAGAAUGAUGUGUCCGAGAAAGAGCAGCGAUGGGGUGCCAAGACUGUAGAAGGUUCAGGACAUCAAGAACACAUCAACAUCCACGACCUGCGCAAUAAGGUGUCCUCGGAGCACACCGACCGGAAGCAGAAGGAGUUGGAGGACAUGCCCAAGGCUUCACAUGGGUAUGGGGGCAAAUUUGGCAUCCAGGAGGACCGCAUGGACAGUUCGGCUGUUGGGCAUGACUACCAGAGCAAGCUGUCCAAGCACUGCUCCCAGACAGACACCUCCAAAGGCUUUGGUGGCAAGUUUGGAGUGCAGGCUGAUCGCGUUGACCAGUCUGCUAUGGGUUUCGAGUAUGCUGGGAAGACAGAAAAGCAUGCCUCACAGAAAGACCACUCCGUUGGGUUUGGGGGGCGCUACGGGGUGCAGACUGAUCGGGUGGACCAAAGUGCCUUGGGCUUUGAUUACCAGGGCAAAACCGACAAACAUGAUUCUCAGAAAGACUACUCUAAAGGCUUCGGUGGGAAGUUCGGUGUGGAGACCGACAAGGUGGACAAGAGUGCUGUUGGAUUUGAGUACCAGGGGAAGACUGAAAAACAUGAGUCACAGAAAGACUAUGUGAAGGGUUUCGGUGGAAAGUUUGGAGUGCAGUCUGACCGUCAGGACAAGUCGGCCGUGGGAUGGGACCAUCAGGAGAAACUGCAGCUUCAUGAAUCUCAGAAAGACUACUCCAAAGGGUUUGGAGGGAAAUAUGGCGUCCAGAAGGAUAGAAUGGACAAGAGUGCAGGGACCUUCGAGGACGUGGAGAGACCGUCCUCUGGCUACCAGAAGACCAAGCCUACAGAAGCAGCCAGUGCCAACACUGGGAGCAUUAAGGCUCGCUUUGAGAACAUCGCCAAGGAGAAGGAGGUAGAGGACCGGAAGCGCGCUGAGGAGGAGCGGACCAGGCGGCAGGUCAAGGAGAAGCAGGAGCAGGAGGAGGCGCGCAGGAAACAAGAGGAGGCAGCCAAAGCCAAACCACCAUCUCCUGUACCUAGCCCUGUACCUAGCCCUGUACCUAGCCCCACCCCAGCUGCCCAGCCAGUGUAUGAGGAGGCAGCCAAAGCCAAAGCACCAUCUCCUGUACCUAGCCCUGUACCUAGCCCCACCCCAGCUGCCCAGCCAGUGUAUGAGGAUGCAGAGCUGUAUGAGGAGCCUCCUCAAGAGAGCACGGAUAAUGGCAACAAUGUCUACGAGGCAGCGCCUGUGUCUGCUCCAGCUGAACAGACCUACGACGAACCUGCUCAGGACGACAUGUACCAGAAUGUGGAGCAGGACUACAAGGCAGGAGGAGGAGGAGGAGGAGGAGGAGGAGGAGGAGAUGCCCAGACUUAUGACUACGGAGAGGACCUGGGCGUGACUGCUGUGGCCCUCUAUGACUACCAGGCUGCUGGCGAGGAUGAGAUUUCCUUCGACCCCGACGACAUCAUUACCAACAUCGAGAUGAUUGACGAGGGAUGGUGGAGGGGUGUGUGUCGGGGGAGCUACGGACUGUUUCCAGCCAAUUACGUGGAGGUUCGGCCAUGAGGCCGCAGCCCACCCGUUGGCCACGCCUUACCUGCCAAGCCCAACUCCCUGGAGGAGAGAGGCCUUCCUUCCCGCUCUUUUCUUAUCUCAUCCUUCUCUUUUUCUUUUCUUUCACCACCCCCAGUCUAUCACGGCCUUCUCAAAAGUCUCAGGACUGUCAGCUCUGCUGCAUUUCUCUUUCGGUCUUCAUUCUGGUUCAUUCACGCUCUACUCUUCCCUACUGUUCGUCAGAAUCUCACAUCCUGUUGGGAGGUGGCGGUAAAAACAGAACCUGUAGCAGGUUGGAAAGGAGGGAUUCCUGUAACACGUAUUCCCUGUGGCUCCUAACACAGAAGAAUGGAUUUCCCUUUACAACUGCUAGUGUAUCUUCAUUUAGCGUUUUCUCAUAGUCAACCCUCUCUCCAGACUAGGCCUGAUGUGUUAGAAAGGCUUAAACAACACCCCCCCCCCCCCCCCCCCCAGAGUAUUGACCGUGCAGUGCAACCUCACAUCACAAGCCAUGUGGAGGUAUUAGGAUCACCAAAGAUGAGGGAACUAUUCUAUCUUGCAGAAAAAAAAAAUUACCAUGUCGGUGUAAUCUUUUCCUCCUGAAGGAAACCCUAUGUGUUUCACUUACGCUUCUAGUACUCACACAGAGACUUGCUUCUCUUGGAAUCCAUGGUUAUCGUAGCCUGUAACUGUUAAGCUGCUCGAAUUAUUUUCUUUCUUUUUAUUAUUAUUUGUAAUGGGUACACGGUAACUCUUGUGUUUGCUAUGAUGAGAAGAAAAGAAAAAUGAAAAAAAAAUGUUUCUUUACUUUGAACAGUCUCUCCAUCUAGACAGAUUCACUAGUGUGGUGUAUGAUGCAACAUUAAUGACACCGCUUAGCAGCCUGAAAUAAACAUCAGGCUGAAAAAAAAUUAAAAUAAAAAAAAACUUUGACUUGCUAGCUGCGGUCCAAUAAUGUGUUAAGGUUCCACUUAAGAAUAUAUAUAUAUAUGAGAAGAUUACAGUGUUUGGAAAUAAAUAUAUUGAGAAAACGCAGCCCAUCCUGCCGUGUCCACAUGUAGAGGAUGACUGUGUAUGUUGUUCCAUAGGCAUGCGUGUCUUAAGUGUCUUGUUCUGUUCCAUGUUUUGUGUGGGAUACGGUGACGUAUGGGUACUCUCCAUCAUGGCCAACACAUUUGAAACUAGCAGAAGAACGAUUGACUUCAGGUUCUGUUUGUCUGUGAGAUUCUAAACAUGACACUGUGUGACGCUUCUUCAUUUUAACUGAUGAUGACAAUCCCAUCCUGUUACCAUGGGUAUCGUUUCGGCUUUUGAGUACCUAUACUAAAAUGUAUGAGUGAUUUUAAAUGGCUUCAUUGGGUUGGGGUUUUAUAAUAAAGUGACCUUUACAAGUAUUUCAUUUUCAUGUUUUUGAUUCAGUCUCAGUCUACUUGAUUGUUGAUUUUUUUUAAAUAUUAAAAAAAAAAAAAUAGUUAAAACAUACUCACGGUUACUCAUAAUACGUCACCAUGUGUAAUACAAACCAGCCACACAUAGUUUGAAGUGCAAACAGAUGCAAAUCAAAUGUAACAUGAUGGUUAACAGUCUGUGUAGCAUUUCCAGUCCACUGGAGGCUAGUAGUUUUUCUGUCCUGUCUGAACAGUUCUUCGUUUGUUUACUUCUUGGCUAAUAAAACUGUUAUCUGAAA